This is a messenger RNA of Pygocentrus nattereri (red-bellied piranha), 3118 nucleotides long. RefSeq names its product CMRF35-like molecule 9. Bases 861 to 1997 code for a protein of 378 amino acids. The record is from RefSeq and is a predicted model, not a curated record. NCBI's taxonomy places the organism in Eukaryota, Metazoa, Chordata, Actinopteri, Characiformes, Serrasalmidae. The transcript is spliced from 7 exons.
UGGCAACCUGUCCAGGGUGUAUCCUGCCUUUGCCCGAAGACUGCUGGGAUAGGCUCCAGCACCCCCCAAACCCCCCCACCUGCGACCCUGAUGGAGAAGCGGCUUAGAGUAUGGAAGGAUGGAUGUUUUCAAGGCAAAAUUUGAGCCAUACCCAAUUCACUAAGCAUAUAGUCUAUCACUGCGAGUGUUACUUGGAAAAAUUAGGGGUCAGUCAUUUUCAGGCACUGACAGAGGAUGUCGUAUGUGGCCUGUAAAGUCUUUGGGGUCUGAAUAUGUGAUUUCCUCUUUCUCCCACAAGCUGCUUCCUAUGAAACAACUUUGUCACCAUCAUGGCAACAGAACUCUGCAAUAGGUGACUAGUACAACCACUGUCCCUCUACACAUUUUGCUCUGUCUCACAGUUCUUUAUAGUCCCAGUUUGGCAGUAUCUCUUCAGGUGAACCACUGGGGCCAUGAACACAAAAGUCAAGUUUCCCUGCAGUUUGAUUUCUGUCAUAUUCAUGUGGUGAAUGUGUGCAUGAGGACCUUUCUGAGUCAUUUGCCCCCGCAGUGCCUGUGUGCACUUUUUGUCUGUGCUACUUUAAACAGCGCUUGCAUGUUGUUGUCUGUAUGUGUGAAUGUGUCAGACGUUGAGUCUGUCUGCACGAUAACCAGCAGGAGGAUGAAAGGUCACCAAAGGUUCACAGCUGUAUGUGUAUAUGCAAUGACCGUUUUUGCUCUCCUUCUGAAUCAGAUUUAGGGUAAAGUUUUGAGAAACUGUAUGACAAAGCAGUAGAUCCUCACAAUCACAGUAAAGUCCAUAACCAUUUACCAUGCAACUUAGUAGGCUGGCAUAUCAGCACAUAGGAGGGUCCUGAAGCAUGAGCAUGUGCACCUGGUGCUCACUUCCUCUCCUUACCCAACCUUUUACCGACAGUCUGAACUGUAUGUUCUUGGAGACAGAAAGAAUAGCACUGCAGCUGACUUGGUUACACCUAAGGAACAGGAUGAACAUCACAGCCGUGGUUUUGCCUCUUCUUGCGGUUUUACACUGUGUGUCCGCAGGAGUCAGAGUGAAAGCACCACUAGGAGGAAAUGCUUCUAUCCACUGUCCGUAUGACAGAGGAAGUGAGGGGUACCCAAAAUACUUCAGCAAAGGCAAAAAAAAGGUUGAGAUGGAGAAGGUGAAGUCCACAACAUGGUCCAUGGAAGGUAGAUUCAGUCUAGAGGACAACAGAGAAAAGAGGGAGUUCAUCGUGACCAUCAGGAACCUCAGUGUAGACGAUGCUGGUCUGUACUGGUGUGGAGUGGACGACUGGGGGCGAGACACGCUCACCGAGGUCAACCUGGAUGUAGUGUCACAUAGUGAGUCCAGCACAGAAUCCUCAGCAUCAAUGUCAACAGGACAAACCAAGCUACCACAGAACAUCGAGGUGUCUCUCACAAAUCAAUCUGCUUAUCUCGGAGGAUCCCUGGCUGUAGUUGUGUUGUUGUGUGGAAUCAUAAGUGCCAUCUUUGUUAUGCUUAAGAGGAAAAAUGCAAAAAGAGCAAAAGACCCUACGCUACCAGGGAUAAGCAGUGAAUCCAACAGGGAGAGUUUCUUCUAUGAGAACAUUUUCCCAACAAAUGCCAGCUCUUCAGCCGCCAACCCCAGGCCGCCUUCAGUCCUGUAUGAUAUUCCAGACCCCAGUCAACCCCUUCCCAUUCAUCAACCUCACUCAAUCCGGAGACCCUCUGCAAAAGGCCAAGUUGCACAUCGUGAGUCUGGGGUGUAUUACCUACUUAGCCCACCGCAAACCCCUCCAGAUGAUGCAACACUUCUUACUUCAGCAGAAACAGCUUCCCUUCAUUACACCCCUGCCAACUUUGUGCCAAGAUCACAUGCAGUUAUUUACAGUUCUGCCUUCAGCGGGACGUCACGUGACAUCUACACCACCGUCCUGCAGCGCAAAGACAGUGAUAGGAUGACAUCAGUGAGCAAGAGUGAGACAGCUUCCGAUGAAACUAGGCCUCUGUGACUCUGGUUUCGGUGACCUUGUCUUUAAGUUCAAGAAAAGGCGGGUUUGUGAAGAAACUAUUCAAACUUGCACCGACGACAGUAUUGGUCACAAAAUAUGCCUGAAACUGAAAUCACAAACAGCAAAACCAUGGGUUUCUUGGGCUCUAAGUGGAAAUGGAGGCUAACCCCAGGAGGAAAAGGGCUGGCUGUUGUAUAACCCAGUACGUUUCAGAGGUUAUCCACAUUUACCAACUGAACCAACCUUUACAGUUUCACACAGGCUUCUGUCACUCCACUCUUAGGGGAACAGAAACUUCAGACAGUAGUUGUAGGCCUGCAGUAGGUCUGAAACGUAGCUUCUCAAAAUGGAAACAUUUGAAGAAGAAGGCAAAAACCUUCUUUACCUUUAAUAAGUCAGUGUAAAGAGAUUUAAUUAGAAAUAGUUUUGUAGCAUUUUUAUUAUUCAUUACAAUGUGAAGAGAAUUGGUGUGGCCUUCACCCGUCCCCUGGGACCGAAAGAACUCUGAGCCCAGAUUAAACCCUGCAAAGAUAAUCAGGGGGGAUGAAAUAAGCAAGGGUGUAGGGAACGAUGCCCAAGUCCUGGGCACUGCCUCCAAUCUCUGGUUUGUCCACCAGCACUGGUGCUUUUCAGUGUGGUGUGUUGAGACUCAAAUUUUAAGCUGUUGUUUAGUUUUUGGUUUGUAUCACAGCUUUAAUUAUUUAUGUCUGUGGUUUCUUUACUAUGUUUGAAUGUGUACAUGCCUACUAGUUUCCUGGGCUCUCAGAUUCCUUCAUCCUCCCUCACUUCAUUAAGUGCCAAAGCCAGCCAGUCCACAGCCCAUAUGUGGAAUCUAAACUGCUAAAACAGCUUGUUUUGAACUCACUGUUUUUGUGAUGUUGUGAAAACCCACAUUUUUACCUACAUCCAUCUGUGCAGCCCCAGCAGUUUACCACUGCACAUAAUUUAUGCUGAAAUUAUAAGGAGCGUUUCAGUCCAGACUCGGUGGCCAGUCAGAGCAGAGGACAUUUACAUAUCGCUGUUGUUGGAAGAAAACCUUGUAUCUCCUAAAUUGGAACUUUACAGGAGAAAGAAAAAACUUACUGUAGUUUUAAUGCAAGUCAAUGGAACCAGACAUCUUU